Poeciliopsis prolifica (blackstripe livebearer) is the source of this 1183-nucleotide messenger RNA. RefSeq names its product interleukin 1, beta (gene il1b). Lineage: Eukaryota; Metazoa; Chordata; Actinopteri; Cyprinodontiformes; Poeciliidae. Gene Ontology annotation, molecular function: cytokine activity. Gene Ontology annotation, biological process: regulation of non-canonical NF-kappaB signal transduction; macrophage chemotaxis; immune response. Bases 42 to 845 code for a protein of 267 amino acids. The transcript has 6 exons. The record is from RefSeq and is a predicted model, not a curated record.
CCUGAACAUCACCAUCAUCUGCAGGACUAAACUGAGGCACAAUGUCGGACUUUGAUUUGUCGGAUGCACUGGACUGCCCACCUGACAGCAGGCGUCCCCCCAGCGACACAGAGCAGGAUGUGGAGCAUGAAGUGAAGCUCAGCGAUGACCUGGACCUGAUGGUCACUCGCAACAGGACGACCAUGAAGAGAGUGGCCAACCUGGUGCUGGCCGUCAACAAGCUGAGCAGGCCCCUGUCUCUGUGCGGCAGAGAGCUCAGCGACGUGGAGCUCUGCGGCGCCAUCCUGGAGUGCGUGGUGGAAGAAACGAUAUUCAAGGAAGAAUGGAAUUCCUUCCCCAGACAACUGAAGCCUCUCUUCCGGCGGUGCAGCAGCAGUGUGUGUGAGGUCACGGUGUGCGACGAGUUCCACAAAGAUUUAAUCUUGACAACUCAAGAGAUGAGACUGCAGGCCAUCACCCUGAGAGCCGGAAACGAGGAUCGCGAAGUGAACUUUGUGAUGUGCUACUACAAUCCGCCUCCCAGCAUACCUUGUUUGACGGUUCUGCUGUCUGUCUCCAAGAACCUGCACAUUUCUUGCUCCAUGGAAGAAGGGAAAGUUUCGCUGAAAUUGGAGCAAUACAGCCAGGAGUCUCUGAAGGAGAUCAGCCAGGCUGACGGCUUGGACCGCUUUCUCUUCUACAAGAACCCCCCACCCGGUGGCUCCAUGUACAGAUUUGAGUCGGUGAAGUUCCGCGGCUGGUUCAUCAGCACUUCCUCUGUGGAGGUCGACAACUCAGUGGAGAUGUGCCAGGAGACCGCCCACAGGGUCACCUGCUUCAGAGUCAUGGAGCAGGGGAAGAAAUAGACAUUUAAGCUGUUUGCAUUUCUUUGCUUCACCAGUGGAUGGAGAAACGUAUUUAUUUCCUCAGGUUGCGGUAAAGCACCGUUCUGAGUUUUAAGGUAUAAAACAAAAAUAUCUGUUUUUCAAGCAACAAAAACUGACUUGCUUUGCUACUUUGCUUAGUGGGAAGUAAUGUAAGAGGAUAUUCCUAAAAAUAAUUGAUGUAAUGCUUUUUUUUUUUUAGCAUAUGAUCUAACGUUAUGAAUGUGUUUCGUUAUCUACUUAUUGUAUGACUAUGUUUAUGUAUUUUGUUAAAUUUGUCAAGUUUUUUUGGGAAAUGUGUGAAAUGUGUGUACGUACAU